Molecule: messenger RNA, 693 nt
Organism: Coffea eugenioides
Lineage: Eukaryota; Viridiplantae; Streptophyta; Magnoliopsida; Gentianales; Rubiaceae
Product: WAT1-related protein At5g40240-like
Exons: 4
Coding region: 1-693 (230 amino acids)
Cellular component (GO): plasma membrane
Molecular function (GO): transmembrane transporter activity
Source: RefSeq, a predicted model, not a curated record
AUGUUUGUUGUCAUGUUCAGGAUGGAAAAGCUAGAAAUGAAAAGCUUGACCACCCAAGUUAAGGUAAUUGGGUGUAUAAUAACAAUUGCGGGAGCCCUACUAGUGGUUCUCUACAAAGGCCCGGUGCUGAUGAGGAGCCCUACAUCUUCAGCUUCUGUUUUUGAACAGCAGCCAGCAACAGCCACGAUCACCGCCGGCGCCAAACAAUCGGAUUGGGUCAAAGGUGGUGCCCUUCUCGCUGCUGAAUAUGUUAUAGCCUCCCUUUGUUAUAUUUAUCAGGCCAAGUCUGUUGUGAAGUAUCCAGCUGAACUAGUUGUCGUUUUCUUUUUCAACCUACCGUGUAUGAUUUUAGCAGCACCCGUUUGUUUGAUCGGGGUACCAGAUUCAAGUGCAUGGAAUAUAUUCAAACUUGAUGUGCAGUUGUACUCGGUGGUGUAUGGGGGAGUACUGGGAUCAGGCAUCAGUAUUCUUGUCAAUAGCUGGGGCUUACGCAUAAAGGGUCCUGUAUAUGUAGCUUUAUUUACGCCAUUAUCAAUUCCCAUUGCUGCAGUGAUGGGUUUCAUUUUUGUUGGCGAUGAUCUCUGCCUUGGAAGCUUGAUCGGAUCCUUGAUCAUAUCAUUUGGGGUUUUACAUGUUGAUAUGGGCAAAAGCAGAAGAAGAAGAAGACAACGGCAGGACAUCACAAAAGCGUAA